This is a messenger RNA of Ahaetulla prasina, 3156 nucleotides long. RefSeq names its product occludin-like. Gene Ontology annotation, molecular function: cis-regulatory region sequence-specific DNA binding. Gene Ontology annotation, cellular component: transcription elongation factor complex; membrane; bicellular tight junction. The coding region runs from base 226 to 1743 and encodes 505 amino acids. The transcript has 8 exons. Gene Ontology annotation, biological process: positive regulation of transcription elongation by RNA polymerase II; snRNA transcription by RNA polymerase II; bicellular tight junction assembly. The record is from RefSeq and is a predicted model, not a curated record. Lineage: Eukaryota; Metazoa; Chordata; Lepidosauria; Squamata; Colubridae.
AAGGGGGAGGUCCGCGCAGCCUCCCCUUCGGGCUCAGUCCGCCGCCGGCGCCGAGGCCUCCAGUCCUGCUCGAGGGGCCCACAGGCCGCGGGCGCAGCCAGUGCCGGCCAGACGUGGCCCAGGAGCCUCUUGGCAGCUCCAGGAAUCUUGACGGGGCUCUGUUGGCCCCCCACAGCGGUACCAUCUGGGGUCCUCCGCCAGUCCUGCCCCGGUUCUGCGCAAAGGAUGUUCAGUCCAAAGAAGCCCUACGACAGCCCCCCUGCCGGCUACGGCCCGCCUGGGGAAGACUACGGGUACCCCAUCAAGUCACCCCCCCCGGGGUCCUACUACAUCGAGGAUGAGCCCCAGCAUUUCUACAAGUGGACCUCCCCCCCCAGCGUGGUGAGGAUCCUGGAGGGGCUGGGCAUCCUGCUCUGCGUGGCCAUCUUCGCCUGCGUGGCCUCCACCCUGGUCUGGGAGUAUGGCUACGGGGGGCUCUACGGCAACACCAUGGGGGGCUACUACGGCGGGGGCUACGGCGGAGGCCUGGGCAGCUACGGCUACGGCAUGGGGAGCUACUACGGCGGCUACGGCAUGGGGGGCUACUACGGAGGCGUGACCAACCCCCGGGCGGCCAACGGCUUCAUGAUUGCCAUGUCGGUGCUGUGCUUCAUCGCUCUGCUGGCUUUGGCCAUCACCAGCCUCACCAAGUCCGGCGGGUCCCGGUCCAGGAGGUUCUACCUGGUGACCCUCGUGGUCUGCGCCCUGAUGGCCUUCAUCAUGCUAAUCGCCUCCAUCGUCUACAUCAUGGGGGUCAAUCCCCAGGCCCAGAUGGGGGGCAGCUACUACUCCGCCAACCCCAUGCUGGCCAUGUGCAAUCAGGUCUACGCCGGGGGAGCCUACUACAACCAGUACCUCUACCACUACUGCAUGGUGGACCCCCAGGAGGCUGUCGCCAUCGUCUGCGGCUUCCUCCUGGUGAUCCUGCUUUGCGUCAUCUGCUUCUUCGCCCACAAGACCCGGCAGAAGAUCUGGCGGUUUGGGAAGCAAAACAUUUACUGGGAACGGCCCCUGGCGCAGGAGGAGGGUCCCAACGUGGAGGAGUGGGUGAAGAACGUGGAUGGCCGAGCCAGCCCCACCGACACGGCCACCCUGGCCUACUCGGAGAAGCCCACUAGCCCCCUCCAUGCUCCCGCCAGCCCCCCUGGCUACACCGAGACCGACUACUCCAUGGAUGUCCGGAGCAGCUCUCCCUUCCAGCCCCCCCUGGACAAGCGCGCCAGGACACUCAGCUCCAGCACCUGGGAGGAGACCCCCCGGAAGCCCCCCACCCAGAGGGGCCAGAGGGCGCGCCAGAGGAACCCCGACCUGGAGGAGCCCCAGUACGAGACCGAUUAUACCACGGCCGUGGAGUCCAGCGACGAGCAGGAGCCAGACGAGUGGGGCAGCCAUUACCCGCCCAUCACGUCCGAUGAUGCUCGCCAGAGAUACAAGCAAGAUUUUGACACCGACCUCAAGCGCUACAAGAGGCUCUGUGGCGAGAUGGAUGGCAUCAAUGACCAGAUCAACCAGCUCAGCGGGCAGCUGGACCAGCUGCCAGAGGACACACUCCAGUACCAGGGCGUGGCAGAGGAGUACAACCGGCUGAAGGAGCUGAAGCAGACACCGGACUACCAGGGCAAGAAAAUGGAGACCAAGUCCCUGAGGAAGAAGCUUUUCCACAUCAAGAAGAUGGUGAGCGAAUACGACAAGCACCGCGGCUGAGCCUGGGAGGGGCCCCGGGACCCCCCCAUGGGAGGGGCUGAGGCCCAGCUUCCUCCUGGGGCCCAGAAGGACGGACUCCGAUCUGCCAACCAAGCAGCCCCCCCCCCCCCGCUUUUCCAUUGGGCCUGGGGACGUUUGGCGAAGCCCUUCUGAGACUCUGGGGGUGCCCCUGUGCUGGUGCCCCCCCCUCCAAGAGACGAGGAUGCCAGUCUGCGUGUGUGUGUGUGUGUGUGAGAGAGAGAGAGAUUUUGUAUAUUUCCUUAUUUUUAUGCUGAUGCAUUUUUCUCCCGGUUUGUCCCAAAAUGCUCCCCUCUGGUUCUUGGGCAAGCAGAGGACGGUGGGCGCUGACCCAGAACUCUCUGUUUUUGUGACCUCUGGGGGAUUUUUUGGCACUCGACGGCCGGCAACCUGACUGCCCUGGAGGCUUCUCUUUGGGGCAAAUCACUCCCCCCCCCCCCAGAAGUGUGCAAUGAAGCCAAAACAUCCAUAAUGGAAAGAAUCCCUUCUGGCACUUUAAAGAGGAGGAAAAGCUUUUGCGCUGAAGGUCUUGGAAUCAAAUCCUGCUUGUUGGAUUGGGGGAGGGGUUUGCACCCCCAACCGCUCACCAAAAGUGGCAUCUGAAAAAGGAAGGAAGCCGGAGGGCAGAGCCACAUGCUUGGCAGUCACCUGUCCUCCUUCCUCUUCCUCCUCCCUUGUGCCGACCCGUGUCUGCUUGGCAAAGGCUGCUGCCCCAAAGGUUCUGCAGUUGAGAACUUGCUCCAGCUUGGCAGUGCCACUUUAGAUGGCAUUUCUGCCGCCUCCUGCUGCUGCCAAAAGCCAGCCGAGGGUCCCACGAGCCCUCCUGGGGAGGGAGGAGGAGGGGUUCCAAGCAAAAGCAUCUCCCCCCCCCCCCCGGGGUGUGUGAUUUCUGCUUUUGGAGCAAAGCAGGCGAGACAGCCGGCUCUUGAGACCCCCUCCCCCCAAAAAAAGUCCCAGCCCAGCAGGAUCUGUCCAUUGAGGGGGGGGGGAUGUAUAUAUUGUGAAAAUGGGGAGGGGGCAGACCUUUUUUUUAAAGAAAAAAACAUAGUGAAGCUAUUCCUUUAAUAAACAUGGGAAAAAUUCUCUUCGUUUGUCUGUUGGCAACGUCUGAGGUUUGGCUUGGAAGUGGUCUCUGGGCCCUUAGCUCCCGGGGGCCCCCCAGCACGUGUGUGGCAAAGCUGGCAGAGGUCCCGGGCAGCCUCUGGACUUAGCUGGGAGAACAGAGCAAGGAAUAACAGGAUAGCAGAAUUGGAAGGGACCCCUGGAGGUCUUCUAGCCCAACUCCCUCCCCAAGCAGGAGACCCCAGACCAUUUCAGACAAGUUGACUGUCCUGUCUCUUCUUGAAAACCUCCAGAGUUUUUAAGGCCUGGGUGCCCCCGACUCCCUCUGCUGCU